AUGAUACAUAUAUGUAACCCCACAGAGGAAAGGUGCAGAAUGGACUUGAUCUUCCCCGAAGAGGCCCACACUGUCACGGUAAGACACUUUUCGGUUCCCGAACCCCCGGGUGCACCGGAGUUAAGGCAACAAAGUAAUUUCCCCAUCACCUCCAAUCCUCAAAUCUCUCCCGCACCUGACCCUGUUGUCGUGGCCGCAAUUCAGCGCCGGAUUGAGUGCGGCAGCGGGUUAUCUAGUUGUGGUGAAAGUGGUGACUCAAUGGAUAAUGCCAGUGAUCCGGCACGUCGAUUAGCACACCUGCAGUCCGCCCUCUCGAUCCUUUGCCACACGGCUGCGAUGGAUAAGUCGCAAUUCUUUCUAUACCGGAAACAAGUAAGCAAAAAAAGCACAAAUGAUAACGCAGAAUGUGCUUCAACAACGGAUUAUUCAAUCACCGACAUUUAUACUACCGUGCGGGCGUUGAAAUUAGAGUAUGAUGAAGCAGUAAAACACUCAAGGGAUGAAAAAGGAACCCAAACGGCAAACGCAGAAGUCUUGGAGUUGGCGCGCCGCAGAACCGAGUGCCGUGUGGAUGACUGCUUGCGCCUUUUGGAGCCAACUAUCACUGAACUUAUACUCGACUUUACCCACGUGAAGAAAGUACCUGUCGCCUACACUGAGGAGAUGCUUCAAGGGUUGCCGCAGGUGUUCGCCAUGGAGAGGUGGCCGUGUACUAUUUUGCGGAAGGAAACUGACGAUUUCGUUGGGCAAAAGCGUCCACGUGUCUCUUCGCGACCUCUCGCAGGCGAAAGCGGUCGUGGUGAGUCUUUUUUUGAGCAUAACGAUGUGGCACACGCGGCUACCGCAGUUGUCUUUAAAGCCCUGCGGGACCUGAGGAAAAACGACUACAUGUGCCUGCUCGGCGAUAAAACAUUAACUUCAGCUCCAAAAGCAGCCGAUGUGUCGCGAUCGCAUCUUACUUAUGGAGAGCUGGUUGAAAGAACCCUCAGCGGUGUUUAUCGGGAGCGGGGUCUAUUAGCUGCAUUGUAUGACGUCAAGCGGCUUCUCUACGGUGCAUACGAUGCCGCACCUGCUGAGCACGCUCCAACUAUCAAGUCACUUCACGCUCAGUUUGAGCAAGAUUUGCGCCGCCAUUACAGUGCGUUUCUCAGCAAAACUGGACUGCGCUGCAGGGCUAACGACUUUGUUCUUCAGGUGAAAACAAUGUUUGACAUAAACCCACUUCCCGCUUCUAGAGAAGUGAAGGAUGGCGAAGGAGGGGUGCCGUUGUACAGCGAGACGCAGAAGAAGUGUCUGAAACUUUUGGGUCAUCUACGCGCUGUAGACAGCAAAGGGUGGUUUGAGUACCCGGCAUUUGACUUGGCGAACAUUGAACUCAGUAGCAUUGAGCGCUGGAUUUGCGGGCCACCCUUCAGCACCAAAACAGACCGUGAGGCGUUUGUGGCAUUGCGUGAUGUGUUGGAACAAAUGGUGGAUAACUGUGUGUUAAGUUAUGGACCUACCAGCCAGUAUAGUCGUGUGAUUACGAUGGUGCGGCAACGCCUGGUGGAGGCUUCUCAAGAGGUUGGACUUCUGUAG
Trypanosoma brucei brucei TREU927 is the source of this 1578-nucleotide messenger RNA. RefSeq lists its product as hypothetical. The transcript has a single exon. Bases 1 to 1578 code for a protein of 525 amino acids. The record is from RefSeq and is a predicted model, not a curated record. NCBI's taxonomy places the organism in Eukaryota, Euglenozoa, Kinetoplastea, Trypanosomatida, Trypanosomatidae.